AAUGGCUGAACUCCCCCGCUCUGAAAGCGGUGACACAGCGGAAUAUUUAGCUAAAAGGAGAAUACCAGAGUUAUUUCAGUACUUGACUGCUGCUCUGGUAUUCAAAAAGCCAGACUCUCCAGUAGAUUUUUUGAUCAAAUGCGUUGAAAAAUUGAAAGCAAUGGGUGAUGAUAAUAUUUUUUGGGAUACAUUUAUUAAGGAUGAUAAUUCUGAGACCAUAUCGAAACUACAUAAUGAAGAGAGUGGUGAUGAAGAGAUGAAAAAUUUAAAGGAGACGAAGAAAACAUCAGAAAAAAAAUUCCCACUGAUCAAUGAACCAGUUGAAGACAUUAUUGAUAGUACAACUGUUGGUAAAAAACAAGAAGAACAACAAAUUGAACUGUCGGUGACUGAACCGGAAAUAACGCAAGCUACUGCAAAAAAAUCGAAAAAAAAGAAAGAACUAUCUAAAUUAGUUAUAACAGAUGUAGAUACAAGUAAGACACCGGUAGUGACACCUACAGAACCAUUAACAGCAGGAACAACAGGAUUUAUGCUUAAUAUGGAUGAUAAAGUUUUAAAUGACAUCCAGAGUGAUGAGGAGACUGAAGAUACGUUUGAUGAUAUGGAACCAUACUCCCUAGAUGUUAUGAGAAUUUUGAGAGGGGAUGUUGACAGCCCACCAUUUAUGCCUUCAAAUGUUGUCCGGAUAUUCCUUAGCUCAACAUUUACUGAUUUCAAGGCGGAGAGAAAUAUUCUUCCACAAAGAGCCUAUCCUGAACUCCGAAACUACUGUUCAAACAACGGCCUCGACUUUCAAGUUGCCGAUAUGAGAUGGGGAGUUACUCAAGAUAUGGUUGACGACCAUCAAGUUACCGAUUUGUGCCUAAUGGAAAUAGAAAAUUGUCAAAAAUUAUCUGUCGGACCAGCAUUUGUAACACUGAUUGGAAAUAGAUAUGGAUUUCAACCUUUUCCCCAUCAUAUAGAAUCUACUGAGUUUUCAAUCAUAAAGGAAGAAGCUAAAAUUUUAUGUCCUGAUGAUGUUGGUCUCCUGGACGACUGGUUUAAGGAAUGCACAAAUACGAUUCCACCAGUUUAUGUACUUCAGCCGAUUACUUCCAGACUCGAACACUAUAACAACCUCGAUUCUGACAAGGAAAAAGAGCGAGCGGAACAUAUUGCGAAGUGGCAGGAAGUAUUUAAGAAAUUACGGUCUAUAUUACGUCAAAGCGCACAAGCAGCUUUUGAUAAAAAACUUUUAGAUGAGAGUAACAGAAUUAGGUAUUUUCUCAGUGUUACGGAAAAUGAAAUUGAAAGGGGACUUCUUAACGUUGAUAAUGCCGAUGAGAAAUCUCUCUGCUAUGUCAGAGAACUUCAUGGACUAAAGGAGAAUAUUGAUUUUUCAACAGCUUCCAGAUUCAUAGAUAUUGAUUCUAAUAAAAGAGUUCCGGAUAAUAGUUCUUUGCAUUUUAGAACUAAAUUAGCUACUGAAAGAAUACCUCUCAAGCUCCAAGGAAAGAAUAUUCGUGAAUAUAAACUAGCUUGGGACAAGUGCUCUCUGGAAGAUUGUCAACACGAAGAACACGGAAACUACCUGAAAGAAUUCUCUGAGCAUUUCAUAAAUGACCUCAAGACUCUCAUAGAAAAGAAAUUAAAGGAUGAGAAAAUUGCUAAAUCCUAUCCUGCAGUUUAUCAAGAGGCUCUUCAUCAUUCUAAAUUUGCCAAUACCAAGUGCGAGGUAUUCUUUGGAAGGGAAGAAGAGAUUGAGGAAAUUCGUGAAUAUAUUCUUCGAAAAGGUCAAUCUCAGCCUUUAGUUGUUUGUGCACCUUCAGGAUUUGGCAAAACAGCUUUAUUGGCCCAUAUAGUUCGUCUAAUACCCAAAUGGGAAAGUGUUUAUCCCAAAACUUUCGUCAUACACAGGUUUCUUGGAACAUCAGCAUCGAGUUCUUCCGUUUUGUCAACGUUAAAGAGUCUUGUUGAACAGAUAUGUGUAGUUUUCAAAAUAAUACAGCCUCCAGAAGAUUCCUUACAAACUAUGAGUGGCAUAAGAUUCGAAUUUCAAAAACUGAUUGCCUUCAUAAAGAAGAGGAGAUCAACAGUCAAAUUGGUCAUUAUUUUAGAUUCAAUAGAUCAGUUAAACAAUUCGUAUGGUGCACAUUCAAUGGCAUGGUUGCCAAAAAUGUUUCCAAAAAACGUCAAAGUAAUAAUAUCGGUUCUGUCCGAAAAUACGACUCUUGUUGAAAAUGUCCGGAGAAGAUUAAACUGUAAAGAUUUCGUCUCAUUAAGGCCUUUAUCGGCCAAUGUUGCUUCAGACAUUAUUACGGCCUAUUUGGAAAAGAGGAAAAAGACAUUGACUGAGCCACAGCGUAACCUUAUUUUGAAAGCAUUCGAGGGAAGCAAACAACCUCUUUUUCUCAAAUUAUCCUUAGAUUAUGCCAAAACCUGGCAUUCUUAUGAUCCAAUAGAAUCAAUCAAAAUAUCUGAAACAGCUAACGAAGCGAUAAAAUAUUUAUUUGAUGGAGUUGAAAGGAAGAAUGGAAAAUUAUUAGUGGCCAGGUCUAUGGGCUAUUUAACUUGUGGUAGACAAGGUUUGAGUCCUAUUGAAGUCGAAGACGCUUUAUCGUGCGAUGAUGAGGUUCUCAACGACGUCUACAGAUAUCACGAUCCGCCCCUUGAAGAUGUUGUUCGAAUACCGUCUCUACUCUGGUCUAGAAUUCAGCACGAUCUUAGAGAAUAUCUUGCUGAAAGAAUGACUGACGGAAAGACUGUUUUAGCUUGGUAUCAUAGGCAAUUUUUAGAGACGGCUUUCAAUCGAUACGUUAAAGAUAGGGAAAUAGAACUUCAUUCCAAAUUAUCUGAAAUUUACAUUGCUGAAAGUGGAAUUAGAAGAUCAAUACAAUUGGAAUGGAGAAAUAAAAAGUUACUUAAGGACGCUGACAGGCAAAUUUCACACCAACCAACUUCGAUUCAUAAUAUUCGUAAAUUAAACUCUUUACCGUAUCAUUUAUUGAAAUCUAAUCAGUUGGAACAACUUAAAGAGAAAUGUUUGUUAAAUUUCAAUUUCUUGAGCACAAAACUAAAAUGUCAGCCACUUUAUGAUAUAUGUCAAACUUAUGAUACAUUUCUCGAUGUUCAGAAGGAUAUUGAGGUUAGCUAUAUGAAAGAUUUCCUUCAGCUGUCCUACGGCGCCCUCCUUCUCGAUCCCAGUUCUUUCCCGCAUGAGAUUUUAAAAAGACUGUAUAUUAUAUCUCAAACUCAUCCUGGAAUAGCAAGCAUACUGCAUAGCUGUAAAAACUUUAUGCAGAACACUAGCGAUCCAGUGUUGGUGCCUAUAAACAACAUCAGAGGUCAAGGUCCCGAGAGCCCAUUAAAGUUCAGUCGACUUAUUGGGAGUAUUGGUAAAACAACUAGAGACUUUCAAACAUUAGUUGCAUUAAGAAGUGAAAUAACUUCAACAGUAACUCAACUAACAAUAGUAAAUAGUAAUAGAGAACAAGUGGCAACAAUUGAUUUAAUGAAACAAACUCUAUUUAUAACAACAAACAAUUGCCGUUAUCUUAUUUACGCAGAAAUGAAUAAGGUAAAAAUUUAUGAAUUGGAUACUGGCGAUUCGUAUAAAAUUACAAAAUAUUGCGAACCUGCUCCGCAAGAUAGAAAAAUAACAGUAAGAUGCAUAACAAUUACAAAGGACGAUUCCAAAUUAAUCAUGGGAAUAAGACUAUUCGAAGGCGGUCACACUAAUAAAUCUGGCAGUUAUACAUCAAGAAUAUUUGUAGUCGAUUUGGAAGAAGAUACCAUAUUGCAUAAUGUAAAAUUUAAAGCAAGAAAACAUAUAGAAAAGUGCAUACUAGUGAAAGAAGAGAAAUGGCUAUUAACUAUUUCACAUGACAUGAUUUAUUUAUAUGAUUUAGAAAAAAUGGAAAUUCUAUAUGAGAAACAAAUGAUCGAUUUAAAUGGAUCUUUAUUCGAUGUCAAUUUUUCUAACGAUUCCCAAAUUAUUGGAGCUCUUGGAGGUUUCAAAAAAUAUGCUAAAAUUCUUAUAUUCGAUUGUGAAACUAAAACAUUCACUAAAAGUGAAUUAACCCAACCAAAGAAUGUAGAAGAAGGAAAUGAUAAAAAUAAUAUAGCUCAACCACUUGCUGUUAAUUUUAAUAAUGAUGCAUCCACCAUUCUAAUAGUUAGUCAAUUUAAAUCCACUGAGAAAAAGCCAUCUUACAUUUGUAAAUGGAAUAGAAAGACUGAUGAAUACUCUAUGGAAUUGUUAAAAAAUUUAGUUAAAAGUCCUACCAGUUUAAUAUCAGUAAAAGAUUUUACUUAUUGUUUAAUUGGUUUUCAAUACGGAGCAAUUAUUAUUCUUUCUAUUGAAAGUUUAGCUCAUAUUCGAAAGUUUAAGGCUCAUAAUCAUACCAUUACCAGUUUGUCACAGUUUGGUGAUAAUUCUAUUCUAAGUAUGGGACAAGAUCAGUAUAUGAAAAUAUGGGAUAUUGAUAAUUUAUUAGAGUCCUCACCCGCUAAAGGCAAUAUUGACAAUCAAGAUGAACUUAACUUGGAUAUAACAAGUAUUAGUGCUGAAAAUAUUUUUCAGGAUGGUAAGAAGGAAGAAGAAUCAAAAGAAGUUCCAGAGGGGUCCAGUUCAAAUGAUGAUAAAGAUAAUGAUGAUAAGGAGAAAGAUGAUAAGGAGAAAGAUGAUAAAGACAAAGAAGAUAAAGACAAAGAUUGUAAUGACAAAGAUGAUAGACACAAAGAUGAUAAAGACCAAGAUGAUAAACACAAAGAUGAUAAAGAUAAAGACGAUAAAGAUAAAGAUGAUAAAGAUAUUGCUGCUCCAGUCGAAAAAAAGCCUCUGGUUAUAAGAGAAAAGUUAAUUGAUGUAAAUGAAGAUUUUCUUAAGUUAACCUCCACAAAAACACAUAUUAUUUCUCUGCCAAGUUCUUUUCCAGCUGGUCUUCGCUUCUGGAACUUUGAUGGGACUAUCGAUGAAAAGGUUUCGUAUUCAUUCACCGAAACGUAUCAACAAUCUCUUGAAAACAAUAGUUCAAUAAAAUUCAAACGGAAGCCGGGAGCAAAUGUAACAAUUGUUGAUAAAUAUUUUAUUGUUAAUCAUUUUAUAAGAGAUGAGCAAUCAUUCUAUAUAAGUUUCUAUGAUACGGAGGCAAGUAAGUGGACAGUAACUGCUCAUAAAAUGCUGCAAGAUUCAUAUUUUAAUAUCAUCUACAAUGAUAAAAUCUAUCUUAUGAGAGAAGGUUUAUUGGAAAUAUAUUCCAUACCGAACUUUGAUUUAAUAAAGUCGAUAAACAUUCAUAGUUUAAAAAUGGAUCUACCAACAUUUGACUCUUCUGGAUCUAAGAGAAAAUUAUCCUUCUAUAAGAUUGGAAUUACGGAAGACGAACGUUUUUUUAUUAUUUCCGUUCCCAUGGGCCAAAUUAAGAAAUAUUUCGAUCUAAUUGAUAUAGAAGAAGGACACUCAAAAAGAUAUCUUUAUACACAAGGUGUAAAUUACAGAAGUUUUGAUAGUGGAACCUAUUACCUCUGUUGUUUGUCAGGCGAUAAAAGUUAUGAUACAAUUUCGAUUGGCCUAAUGCGAAUUAAAAAGGACAAAAUGGAUUAUGUUUGUAAGAUAUAUUCCGGAAGGCAUAGCAAUCAUCACACCAAAUUAGGUUCAGUAGCUCAUAGAAACAACAAGCUUAUUUUAUACGAAACUGAUAAUUUCACAAAGAAAAUUUCAUUGAAAGGCCACGCAAGAGAAGUUACCGAUACCAUUAUUUUCAAUAAUGGAAGAAAUAUAAUUACAUAUUCUGUUGAUAAUACAGUGAGAUUAUGGAAUAUUGAAACAGGACAGCAAAUAUGUAGUUAUAACGCCGCUGGUUCUGUUGAAAGUGUUGAAAUUAUUAAUAAUAAUAAAUACAUUGUUGUUAGCAGCUACAAUGGACCAAUGAAAAAGAAAGCUACUAUUCUAGAAAUGAAAAAUAUUCUUUCAAAACAGUGUUGA
Messenger RNA from Dimorphilus gyrociliatus, 5968 nucleotides. The record is from the annotation of a GenBank genome assembly. Lineage: Eukaryota; Metazoa; Annelida; Polychaeta; Dinophilidae.